Molecule: messenger RNA, 822 nt
Organism: Arachis stenosperma
Lineage: Eukaryota; Viridiplantae; Streptophyta; Magnoliopsida; Fabales; Fabaceae
Product: lectin 11-like
Exons: 1
Coding region: 1-822 (273 amino acids)
Molecular function (GO): carbohydrate binding
Source: RefSeq, a predicted model, not a curated record
AUGGCUGUAAGUCCCAUCUCGGCCGUUUCGUUCAUCUUAAUCCUCUCCUUUGUCAUCAAUGUGAAAUCAUCAUCAUCACCAUUUGACGUGUCUUUCAACUUCCCCCGUUUUACCCCAGAUGAUUUCAUAGGUUUCGCCAACGAUGCCACUAUAAAACACGGUGCCAUCAAACUCACAAAGAAGAACAAAACUGGAUUCCCUCUCCAACACAGUGUUGGCCAAGCAGCAUUCCUCCAACCUAUCCGCAUUUACAACAAAGCCAACGGUAAAGUCGCAAACUUCACCACAGAGUUCACCUUUCUGGUCAACAGAAAUAGCGCAACAAACUACGGCGAUGGUCUCGCCUUCUUCCUCAUGCCACCGGAUUUCAAACUCCCAGAUAGAAAAGAUUCCAGUGGUGGAUUCCUAGGAAUCUUCACUCAUGAAAACACCCUAAUAAAUAAUGAUGACAAUGGUCAUAAUAAGAUCGUGCUUGUUGAGUUUGACAGCUUCAACAACGAGUGGGACCCGAUUGAAGCGUACGAGAUAUCUCAUAUGGGAAUCGAUGUUGGGUCCAUUAAGUCGGUGGCUACUGCGCCAUGGUUAAUUGAAUUUGAGCCUGAUGGAACCAAGGUGACCGCACGCAUAAGCUAUGAUUCUAGGGCUAAGCGAUUGAGCGUGAACGUGUUUUUUCAUGAUAAGGUUGCGGAUUCGAGUUUGGUGUAUGAUAUUGACUUGACUAAGGUUUUGCCAGAAGCGGUUUUUGUUGGAUUCACUGCUGCCACUGGUGACUUGGUUGAGACACAUGACAUACUUUCUUGGUCCUUCAAUUCUAAAUUCUAG